This is a messenger RNA of Melanaphis sacchari, 801 nucleotides long. RefSeq lists its product as uncharacterized. The transcript has a single exon. The record is from RefSeq and is a predicted model, not a curated record. The annotation marks the transcript as partial. Lineage: Eukaryota; Metazoa; Arthropoda; Insecta; Hemiptera; Aphididae.
UCUUACACACAUAUAAUACUCCUCCGCGUUUUUCCGAGUGUUUAUAAUUUUUUCAUCGUUUAUUAUUUUAAUAACAAGUGAUUUAAUAUGGCCGGUUCAAUCGAAGACAACGCAGCGUUAUAUAUGAAGAAGAAGACUUUUACUUAUGUACCGCCAUCACCUCCAGCCGAACUCAUCGAAUCCACCAGCUAUACACUAGACUUCGCAGCCCGUAAGUUUAUACAUAUUGGUAUUGACCCGAGUGAAAAAUUCAAAGUCGUUAUUCAUGUAUUGUCUUCUUCGCGGCACGUACUUAUUACACCAGACUUUAUGAAAAAAAUAUUCUCGUAUAUGGGACAUAUCUUAUCGUUCAUAUUAGACACACCACAAAAGUAUAAGCGAGUAUUGUUUUAUGAAGAUUAUGAAAUAAAACUAUCAAGUAUGGUGUAUACUGGAGAAAAUAUGUUGGUAAUCGAAGCGAAAAACCGCGAUGGAUGUAGAGUACUACUGAAUCGGACAGACCUUUUACGUCUUCAGUAUCUUGAAUGUUCAAUUUUCGAGAGCUAUGUGCGAAAAGUAGUAUUCACCGCUCCGUUAGUUAUAAAACAAUAUGAAGAGAUUUGUGUGUACCUAGACAAGAAAUGUACUCAUAUAAAAAAUAUGGACGAGAUGAUAGUUUUCAUUAAGAACAUACAAGACGAUCUAGUCGUUAAAUUUAUUCCAAAUUUCACCAAUCAAAUACAGAUGUACGCAGCUGAACAAUUAGCUGAAACUUUGUUAAAUCAGAGGGCGAACAACUCGCAUGAGGUAAUUAAAAAAUAU